This is a messenger RNA of Bactrocera tryoni, 2214 nucleotides long. Its product is annotated as 27 kDa hemolymph protein-like. The coding region runs from base 447 to 1385 and encodes 312 amino acids. The record is from RefSeq and is a predicted model, not a curated record. The transcript has a single exon. NCBI's taxonomy places the organism in Eukaryota, Metazoa, Arthropoda, Insecta, Diptera, Tephritidae.
AAAUUUUCCUAUUCGAUUUUUUGUUAUAAACGCCAUCGAUCAAAGAUUCAAUAAAUUGACGCAGAGUGGACAACAUAUUGCAAUUUGUUAUUUACCAACAAUUGCAAUCUCAAUCCGUAAUCAACAAAGGCCAAAGGCGAGAACAACUUAAAAACGACGAGAGUAAUUUUGGUCGUUUUCUUUAGCGCUUUGUUUUAAUAAUCAACGAAGCGGCCCUCACUCAUUCGUCUAUAGAGACUUAUAAUUAUUAUCAACUCAAGUCGUGAAUUAGCAUUACCAUCGAGGUAGAUCAUUCAGUCUUUGUUUGCCAGCGAAAUAUUAUAGUUGAUGUUUCAGUUAAAUUGUGCAUUGUUCAAGAUAUAAAACAAAGUGUUCCGUACGCAAAAGCUGUUCAAAAUCUGAAAACCUUAGUGCCUUAGCAACUGAUACCUGCCGCGUAGAGCAAAAUGAAAUUGUCAUCAAUGGCAAAAACUUUGCUGUCAAUAGCUUUUUUUACAAUCGUUAUUAAUUGUGUUUUGGGUAGCAGCUCUUCGUCUGGCGACAUAGACUUAAGUCAAAUAAAUGUUAACGACCUGAAGCAAAACUUACCUCCAGAGUUUGCCAAUACAAAUUUGACACUGGACGAUGUUAAGACUCUAGUCCGCAACAAAUGUAUUGAAGUAGCUGGCAAAGAAGAGGGCGAGGCCGCAUAUACUGAGAUUGUAAAUGCUGUACCAACACUUUCCGAAUGUGCUACAAACAUACUUAACUUUACUGCACUGCAAGCGGAAAUUGAAAAAGCAAGCCCGGAUGGUGAAUUGGAUGUUGUUUUUAAUAAAUAUUGCAACAAACAGCCCGAGGCAUUAACUUGCGUUAGUGAUUUCAACAAUAAAUUAGCAGCGUGUCUAGACAAAGAGGAGAAAGAACAUCAAGAUGUCUUCAUGCGCAUCAUUAAAAGUCUGCUCAGCUUCAUAUGCCACAAGGGUGGUGAUCAAAUAGCGCUGUUUAUAGCAGAAAAAGGACCAGAAUGUCUGGAUUCAAAGAAGGAUGAUAUUCAAAAUUGUAUCAAUAGCACAUUAUCAAGUUAUAUCCCGAAAAAUGGAUUCGAUGAUAUCAAAUCUUUGCCAAAAUUCGUAAUGGGAAUGAAACAAUGUAGAGAAAUGGAGGAGCUGGAGAAGUGCAUUGUGCAGAAGUUAGAAACCUGUAAUGAAAUCACACCAGCUAAUAUUAUGGAAUCAAUGUUCCGCUUUAUUAAAAACGAAACUAUCUGUCAAAAUGCACCCCGCGUAGCAAAACAAGCAUCAAUAACAAGUGGUGUGAAUAGUAGUGCAAUAACGGGGGGCGUAAUCUGGCUGAUAGCUGCACAUUUAUUGUACCAAAUUAUAAAAUCUCGUGUGCAGACGUAGGUUGGUUCAUUCACAUAUCGUAAACACUAAUUCAAGCAAAUAGUAAUACGGUGUAUAAAAAUACCCCUAUGAUUCGUGUAUACAUUAUAAGCACACCCCUUUAAGUGAAUCGUUUUCAGAAUUUUAUUUUUUUUUUACACCAAACGAUAUAGUAAUUGCAAUGGUAAUGCGGAUGUAUUUAGUGCACUAGUAAAAUGUUUGUAAAUGGGGUAUUUGAAAAUUUGUGCUACUUGAUGCAAGAAUUAAAUGUGCCGAAUGCUUAUAAAUAUAACUUCGUGUAAUAUUAAAAAUUGGAAUCUCAUGAAGCACAAACACCCCCAUUCCACUUUAAACAUAUUUAUUUAGGUUCUUAAUUGUUUAAGACUUAAAGUUUUUAUUUACGCUACAACUUAUAAAAUUAAGCCUUAAUAAGGGUCUUUGUUCGAAAUUACAUAAAAAUCUCAUUUUAUACAUUUAAAUUGAAAUAUGUUCGAAUUUUUUUUAAAUAUAAUUGAUAAUUACAAGGCAACUAUGUCAUAUAUAACUAUUUAAGGUCAAUCAAAAUAUAUUUUGUAUUGAACCGGAUAGCUGCGAUAACACACUAAAUGUCGUGAAACAAAUUUAAUCGAAAUACAUGCAAAAUACAAAUCAUGUUUCUAAUGCUUAUAGUAUAUGUUUGUACAUACAUAGGUAUAUUGUGCGAAAAAUAUUAAGUGUGUAUUAUAGUUAAGUAGAUGGUUUGUACUUUUGUUAGCAACUACAUAUGUAUGUAAGAAUAAUAUAAAACGAAGUGUUUACUACCUGUAAUUGAAAUUGAUUUAUUUCAAUAAAGCGAAAUACAAAAUGUAAA